Messenger RNA from Nerophis lumbriciformis (worm pipefish), 6277 nucleotides. It is a transcript of the gene tmem132e, whose product is annotated as transmembrane protein 132E. The record is from RefSeq and is a predicted model, not a curated record. Lineage: Eukaryota; Metazoa; Chordata; Actinopteri; Syngnathiformes; Syngnathidae.
CUAAAAUGCUAUGGCCACAUACAAUCACUGCCACAAUGACACUAUUUUUAUUUAUAAAUCGAGCCAAUAUUUAAGCUUGUUUGGACUGCACAUUUAUAGAAUAUCUAUAGACACUUGACAACUACUUUGGAAAUUACUUUCUACGGGCCUCUGAUUGGAAUUUCUUUGAAAGUGAGGCGUUACUGGGUCCUGUUUUUUUGAAUACAUCUUUUUUUAAAUACUGUAAGUGGGGAAAUGUGUAUUUUUAAAAUGUGUUACCAAACAAUGCGUGAUCUAAUGUAUUGGUCGGUCUUAUCUUUGAGGACCACUGUGUGCUUUUAUUUUGAAAGCCCCAACCGGAAACUGUGCAUGUUUGAAUGUCGCGAGCUUGCCGGACCCCGCUUCUCAGUAAGGUGAGCACGUUCACUUUGAAAGGGACUUCAUAAGGAGGACAAGCCGACAUCGGAACCACCGGAUCCCCACGUCUCGUCCGUGGAACUGUGCGUACAAAGACCCGUAAAAGAAGGAAAAAGGAGACUCCCUUAAUUACAAGAACCGCGGUGGAGUUGCUGGGACUUGGCGGGCGUUCAGACUCCGGUAACCGACGAUGCUGAAGUGAAACGGAAUAAGCUUCAUUCAACUCGCUGGACUUCUUCCUUGAUUUUUUUUUUUUUGGCACCGGAGUGCGACCCCACUAACUAACCAAACAAGUGUGUCCACUGAAGGUACAACGGAUCUUCCUUUUCUUGUAUAAAAAAAAAAAAAAAAAAAUGCACUUCCAGCCUUGCUCCGAGGUGGCUCGCAAGUGUUGUCCAGGGAAGUGACUGACAGCUCGGCCACAGCUGCGCGUAAUCACCCGCUCCCUCCUUCCACCUCCACGGAAGUCCAUUUCUAUUCCCUUUCAUUUUGUCGGGAUUCGUAAAAGUUGAACCCCCGUUUUUUUAAAAGGCAAAGGGAUGAUUUUUUUUGUGUGUCAUUUAUGAUUUUUUUUGGAGACAUUUCUUGGAACUUCACGAGGGGGCACAAGCGCUCUAGCUUGGCCGGGGAGAGGACGCUGGUCGGCGGCGUGAAAGCCCGGGCAGGGACCGCCAUCAUCCAUCAGAUUAAGAUCAAGGCAGCCCUCGGAGGGACUGCACCCUAGAAGGGUCCACUCAUUCUGGGAUUAAACCGCCACCUUUCCUGGGGAAUUCUACCAUGUCAGGUGCAGGGGAUUGCACAUGGUCGCUCCUCAUCUGUGUGAUGGCGCUCUCAUGUGCUCUCGCAGGGAAAGUCUCCCCGACCAGUUCCGACGGCCUCUUCGGCUCCUCGGCGACGACGGCCCGUCCUACGCCCCCCAAUGUCUACCUGCCGGCCAACUUCAAAAUGUCCAACGCGCAGCUCGCCUUCUUUCUGCGCGAGGCUCAGGUCUCGGGACAAAACGCGGGGGCCAGCGGCGGUCCCAGCGGCGGACACCCUCUGCAGCGCUCUGAGAGUUUUGUGGUUUUCCAGACAAAGGACCUCCCCGCCAUCAACAUCAGCUUUGGGCCUUUUGCCCGGGACCAGUCGCUGUCUAAGGAAUUGCUUCAGCCAACCAGUCCUUUGGACAUUCCUGGCCAGCUGACCGUCAACUGGAAGGUGCGAGCCUUCAUUGUCCAGUCGAGGGUGUUCUCCAACAACCCCGCGGUGCAGGUGUUUUUCUACAUCGCCGGCCGGGAUUGGGACGACUUCAAGGCUCAGGACAAGCUGCCGUGCGUCCGCCUGCAUGCCUUCCGCGACGUCCGGGAGAUUAAAACGUCGUGCCGCAUGAAAGGCAACCUGGCGCAGUGUUUGGCCCAGCUGGAGUUGCCGGCGACCUGGUUUAACACCAACGUGGCGCCGCUGGGUCGCCGGAAAGGCUCCGGGGACGGACUCCUGGACGGGCUCACCGGCGAGACCCUCCAGACAGAGCUCUACUACACGCUGCACGAGCCCAACGCGGAGGGCGAGUGCGGCGAGACCUCGGGCCACAGGGCCGGCGGAGGGUCCAGGGGGGAGCCUCUGUCGCAGCACCCCCUGCUGCGCAUCGGCAGCAUCAGCCUGUAUCAGGCCAGCCAGGAGCAGCUGCUGGUGGACAAGCAGCUGGACAAGAACAUGUUCCUCAGGCUGCCGGAGAAGCCUCUCAAGCCUGGAGAGACACUCAGGAUCUUCUUGUACUUGAUGCCCAACUCCUCUGUAGAGCAGUUCACCCUCAAGGUGAAGGCCAAGAAAGGGGUGAACCUGAUCCAGACCAAGUCGAAGAACGCCCAGUGGAAGGUGGAGUGGGAGGUCCUGUCGGGCGCCAAGCAUUCCAUCACCACCAUCGACGUGAGCAAGAACAGAGGCGUUAAACAAGGGGAUAUUUUGGGGAACGCCGAGGUGAUGCAGUUGGACUUCGAGAUGGAGAACUUCACUAGCCUGUCGGUGACCAGACGCAUCAACUGGAACAUCGACUACAAGGGCCAGAGUCCGCCAAGCGAGUCGGAGAAGGUGGUGACCGAGUUGACGGUCGUGCAACGGGACAUACAGGCCAUCCUCCCUCUGGCCAUGGACACGGAGAUAAUCAACACGGCCAUCCUGACGGGCCGCACGGUGGCCAUCCCCGUCAAGAUGGUCUCCAUAGAGAUGAACGGCGCGGUCACGGACGUCUCGGCCUUCGUGCAGUGCAAGUCGUCCAACGAAGACAUCGUUAAGGUCUCCAUGAAUUGUGACUACGUGUUCGUCAACGGCAAGGAGACGCGGGGCUCCAUGAACGCCAGGGUCAUCUUCAGCUACGAGCACCUGAGCGCGCCCCUGGAGCUGACCGUGUGGGUGCCCAAGCUGCCCCUGCAGGUGGAGCUGUCGGACAACAACCUGAGCUUCAUCAAGGGAUGGAGGGUGCCCAUUCUGCCCGACAGAAGGAGCACCAGAGACAGCGACGCGGACGAGGAUGACGACGAGCGCCGGGUGAGCCGAGGAUGCACCCUGCAGUACCAGCGGGCCCUGGUCAAAGUUCUGACGCAGUUCCACACCACGUCCACCGAGGGCACGGACCAAGUCAUCACCAUGCUGGGACCCGACUGGCAGGUGGACGUCACGGACCUGGUCCAGGACUCGCUGAAAGUUGCCGACCCCCGGAUAGCGGAGCUGGUGGACAGGACGAUCUUGGUGGGCCUGGAGUUGGGUUCCACCGCGUUAAAGGUGGACUCUCCGCUGGCUGUGGACGCCGUGCUGGGACAGACGGCCUUCUCUGUCACGGACGACAAGGUUUCCAUCACCGAGCUCCGCGUCCACGCCGUUUCGGGCCUGACCCUGACGCUGCAGCCCAGCCCGGGCAACAGCCACACCAUGGUUGCCAAGGCGACGGGUCUGCAGACUCUCACCGCUCCCAAACAGGAGGCCAGUCUGUCCGUCUGGAUGUUCUUCAGCGACAACACGGCCGCCACGCUGACUUACUUCGAUCCCAAAGACUACAACUUCAACGCCUCCUCGCUGGACGACAAGGUGGCGUCGGUGUCCCAGGAGCCCCAGCAGCGUUGGCCCGUGGUGGUGGCGGAAGGCGAGGGCUCCGGCGAGGUGGUGCGCGUGGAGAUGACCAUCGGCGAGGCCUGCCAGAAGACCAAGCGCAAGAGCGUCAUCGCCUCGGCGGGCGUCCACGUCAAAGUCCGCUUCGGCCCGGAAGACGACUCCGAGGAGGAGGUGACCACCGAGGGGGAGGCGGAGUCGGCCCCCGUUACCCGCCGUCCCAUCCUGGAUCCCAACGUAAGCGGGCGGAUUUACGAGACGUCCAACGAGCAGCCCGCCAGCGUUCCCAUCGAUUACACCAACUUCCCCACCAUCAGCAACCAGGAGCCGCCCACUGAGAUGGACGAGGAAGAAGAGGACGAGGACGAGGACUUUGUACACUCGCGUCGCAACAUGACCGACCUGGAGAUCGGCAUGUACGCCCUCCUGGGCGUCUUCUGCCUCGCCAUCUUGGUCUUCCUCAUCAACUGCAUCGUCUUCGUGCUCAAGUACCGACACAAGCGGAUCCCUCCGGAAGGCCAGGCCAACAUGGACCACUCCCACCACUGGGUCUUCCUGGGCAACGGCCAGCCGCUGCGGGCGCAGUGCGACCUCUCGCCGCAGCAGGCGGAGAGCCCCGGCAACCCCCUGGAGGGCGUCCAGACCUGCUGCCACGGCGACCACCACAGCAGCGGCAGCUCCCAGACCAGCGUGCAGAGCCAGGUGCACGGGCGCGGCGACGGCAGCUCCGGCGGCUCCACCAAGGAGAACGGCGAGGACGCCAGCUCGCCCACGUCCAAGCGCAAGCGGGUCAAGUUCACCACCUUCACCACGCUGCCCACCGAGGACCUGCCCUACAACUCCAUCCCCGUCGCCGACGAGGAGGACAUCCAGUGGGUGUGCCAGGACAUGGGCUUCCAGGACCCCGAGGAACUGCACGACUACAUGCGCAGAAUAAAAGAAAUCGCCUGAGCGCCGAGGCGCCGCGCUCUCCUUUUUACCCGUUCCCCCACCCUUCCCCCCCCCCGCCCCCCUCCCGCCGCAGUGGAAGACAAAAAACCUUUCACGGACUCGGUAAGUUUUGCUUUGUUCCGUUCGUUUUUUUGCACAGUGCUGUGAUCUUCGACACGCUCACACUCGCCACUGAGGAGCAACAAAAAAAAAAAAAACAGAAAUGAUAUUUAAAAAAAAAGGAAGCGAGGACGCAGAAGGAAGCCAAAGACGGACGAUCUUGAAGAUCUAAGCCAGGCGCUCGCUUCUUUGGGCUUCAGUGGAAGUGGACGCGAGCAAAGAGGCCUUUGAUGAACACUACAAAAACACUCUCAUUAAAGGCUAAACUUCUUUAUUCGAUUUUUUUUUUUUUUUUUUUUUUGCCAAAGUAGGAAAAGAGUCAACGGCGGUACUUUUUUCGUCAUCGUCCUUUUGUGUCCGCUGCGCAGAUAUCAUUUGUACUCAUCGCUUACAUUUUUCUACACGCCGCCGCACUCCUCCCACUCGUCACUACUACAACAGUACGUACGGGUAGGGAAGGGAAUCAUACGGCCACAUUUCUGGGAGGCAAUGCAGUCUGCUGAAAAUGGUGGAGAGUGCCACUCCACAAACACAUUGUAAGAUACUCAACACUCCGCUGCCAUCUGGCGGCGGAAUGUGGAUAGUGCAACCCUCCCUCCACACACACACACAAUUUGUCACGUUUCACGUGUCAGGUCAAUUGUGACGAACGGAGGGGGUUGGCAUAUGAAUCCCCUUCCUACUGGCCCCAGGACAGUUCCGAUGCCUUACAAACACACACACAGGUCACCGGUAGCGCGUGUGUGCGUGUAGCGUCUUACCCCGUAGCAAGCAGCUCUGUGCGUGGCGAGGAUCUUUGCAUGGACGCCGUCACUUACGACUAUUAUUUAUUAUUAUGAUUAUUGCCAUUUUCAUCACCCAAAUUUGUAAAUGUGGUAAGAAUAUACUCAUGCAUUACGCGCAUGCCAUGAUGAUGUCACAUACAUGCAAACAUUCCUCUCUGCUGUGUAUAUAUUGACAUAUAUACAGAAAUACAGUAUAUCUAAGACAGCUGCUUGCACUGACAAAAAAGCGCCAUGAAAAUUGUAGCUUUUUUUUUUUUUUUUUUUUUUUUUUUUAAUUAAUUGUUUUUUUAAAGAACUGUUUGACUGUUAAAGUUGGAAAUUGCAGAUUCCCCCUCACCCCGAAAAAAAAUUCUAAUGUCAGCGUUAAUCCACAAGAAGGCCAGCGGAGAGACGUAGCGUGUGUUGGUGUUUUUGGUCGUCAUCUUUUGUCGUUUUUUUUUUUUUUUUCCGGAUGCAAACGAGAGACGUGUGUCGUGUAAUCCUAGGUGAAAUGUAAUCCCCUAGUACAAACAGCAACCUGGGUGAUGAUGUCAUCAGGGUGACCUGGGUAAUGUGCAAGCUAGGUUGUGUGCCGUCGCAUGUGUCACUAAUAAUUUUGGUGACGUUUUCAAAAAAAUUUUGUUAAUUUGGGUCGUUCAAAUACUGUGUAACAUGUAUUUGGUACUUUUAGAGUGACGGACCGAAUUCCGCCUGUGCUACCGGGUACCGAGUCACGGACAAAUGAACAGUGCCAUAGAGCGUCGCGCCCGUUUGGCAUACCAGUCGGCACCGACUCAAACACUUGGCAGGGAAACAAGCACUCGGAACAGACUCCGUCAGACUGCCUCAGGUUUCAAAGUCAAGGCCCAGGGGCCACAUCUGGCCCGCUGCAUCAUUUGGAAUUAAAUGUAGUCGACUGACAGAGAAAGAAUACAUGAAAUGCAUGCCAUUUUUUUCAUCUUUUAAAAUGGAUCUAAAAUUGCAAC